AUGUGUGCUAUCAAGACAGAUUUGCGUUUGCUACUGGAGUGUCUGAAAUACCAGAUGACGAGGCCUGACUCACAGAAACAAGCUCUCCUCACCAUCUUCUCCAUCUGCCAACAAAACGAUCAGUAUGUGGAGUUUUUCAGAGAGAUUGGAGGAAUUUCAUUCAUCUAUAACCUGUCAAAGUCUAGCUCUUACUCUGAGGUUAAAGAGACUGCUCUAUUUACACUUGCUUCCAUUGCUGAAUUGCAUGAGAGCUGUAAACAGACCUUGUGUAGCGAGGAAACAUUUCGCGACUUGGUGGAGCAUUUGAAGCAGGAAAUGCCUCUGACACAGAAAAGAGUGGCGGUUUACAUGCUUUCUGUACUGGUUGCCAACAACAGACGUGGGCAGACUAUUGCAAAGACCUCCAGUUGUAUUGAAACCUUGCUUAAUUUGUUCAGGAAUAGUUUUCCAGGGGCAAAUGACUGUUAUGAGCAGCAGCAGUUGUGGGCCACCAUAUCUAGUGCUCUAUGUGGCUCUGUCAACAACCCUCAGAAUGAGGAGAAUCAGAAUGUAUGUAUGCGUGUGUUUCCCCUGGUGAAGACAUGGCUGCAGGAAGUGACUUUACCCAGGGCAGAACUGGCACAGCCAAUAUGCUCAUUUAUUGGCAUGACAGUGGCAAACAAUUGCUGUGCUCAGGAGUAUUUUGUGUCCGUGGGAGGCCUGGAUUCACUCUCAAGCACUCUUACCAGAGUUUUGCCUCAAUCGGCGCACAGUGCUGCUGCCUGUAAGAUGGCCACAGUAAUUAUUAAAACACUGUCUGUCUGCAUCUCCAACAAUGAGUGGUUGAUAUCUUCUCUAUCGAACUUCAGUAUUAUUCCGGGGCUAUUGUGUCUGUUGUCCAGUCCAAACCUCGAUCCACAAGACCAGCUUGCUGUGGUGUUGACAAUUGGACACCUCACGGAUGCCUGUGUAGAGCAUCAGUCUCAGUUGAUGUUGGCGGGAGGUUUGCCUCUGAUGAUCUCUCUGCUGACUGAGGCAAGUGAUGAGGAGGUCAGGAAGGCAGCCAUGUUCGUGCUGCACACAUGCAAAAAAAUCACUGAAUCAUUAGGCCAAGGAGUAACAGUUCAGGAUGAAGUGGAGUCUGAUAUGGAGGGACAAAAACAGUCAGCAAGAGAAAUCCUCCAGAGAAUACAGCAACUAGAAAAAAAGAUUGGCACGAAACAGUGGAGAAGCGAUACAGAAAGCCAGCAGCACAGCAUGCAGAGGUCAGCCUCUUCUGUGGAAUGUAAUGAGGAAUGGUGGGAGUGGGACUCUGUGAUGCAGAAGGUCAAAGGCCAUCAUCGAGUAUGUGAGGAGUUGCACACAACCCCUGCAGGAACUCCAGAUCAACCAACUACAAAUCAAAGACCAUACGACAAAGAGAGCUUGGUGAGCAUCAUCUCUGAAGAGUGUUUGAGUCCCUCUCAAGUCCCUCUCUUCCAAGGCACUAUCCCGGGACAGGGUAAAGAGAGAGAGCAAGAACAAAUGAGAGAGAAUGAGAGGUCAUCAGAGAGGAAGAUUCAAAGUAGCAUUGACCUGGAGACAAGAAGAGAAGGAGAUUCAAAAAAGAGAGACUUGGAGGAGAAGAGGAAAAUGAUGUCUGAAAGGGUGGUAAAGAGAUUGAACAUGAUGGCGUUCAUGAACCAAAACCCAGAAAAUGAAGGCAAUGAACAACAUAAACAUCAGCAUAAAUGCAACACACCAACAGGGGGAAGCGGAGAUAGACAGCGCCCACAUAUUUUCAGACAUCCUGAUCCCAUAAAGAGACGCCGACGCAUACAGACACUCUCAGAUGAUGAGAUUUCUUUGUGUUCUGAGCUGUUGAACAAAGAAAUCAAGAGGUUUUUGAAACCUCUAUCCACCUCUACACCUGGUAACUUGCGAUGUGCAGGUUGCAUGAAUUGUAUUCAUGAGGUGGACAGUCGUUCGUUUGGCACUGCAAUGCGUAGCUGCAGGUAUAAGUGUGACUUUCACCUGGUGCUUCUGGAGGUUGAUGAUCGCUUCAGGGAAAGCCAGCAGUUAGCGAGUGCUAGCCACAGUGUAACACACACUCACAUCAACACACACGGCAAAAGCAGAGAGCACAGCACACGAACCAAUGUGGUGAAAAAGAGGGAAAGCUGCGGAUUAAGUCAUUGCACAGACGAAUUUUUAAGUCUCACACCCCUCAGAAGACCGUGUGAAACAAAGGGAUCAAACAUGGAAAAGAAAACAGUUCACCGAAAUCUCGAGAAUACGUUCAAAGACUGUCUCCCCAAAAAUUCUUCAGGCAGACACAGAGAAAGGAGGAACUGGACUGCGGAUGAGCUUCUCUACCUCAGUGAGGGUGUGAAGCGGUUUGGUCACUCCUGGAACUCCAUCCUCUGGGCAUAUCCCUUCCAGCCUGGAUGCACCAAUAUAGACCUGGCUAAGAAAUACCAACGUAUACAGAAAACUAAAGCUCAAGGGUUGGAUCUGUCUGAUGCAAGAAACCUAUAA
Messenger RNA from Xyrauchen texanus (razorback sucker), 2496 nucleotides. RefSeq names its product telomere repeats-binding bouquet formation protein 1-like. The transcript is spliced from 20 exons. Bases 1 to 2496 code for a protein of 831 amino acids. Lineage: Eukaryota; Metazoa; Chordata; Actinopteri; Cypriniformes; Catostomidae. Gene Ontology annotation, biological process: homologous chromosome pairing at meiosis; meiotic attachment of telomere to nuclear envelope. The record is from RefSeq and is a predicted model, not a curated record.